GAAGGUGCGCGGCCGCCAUUUUUGUCGCGGGCAGAAACGCUCCGUGGGCGCCAUCACAGGGAUGGGCAAAGGGGGGGAUUAUUACCACUUUUUUUCAAUGGAGGGAGGGUGGAGUUCCCGCGAUGUUUGGGGCUUGGUGGGCGGGGCUCUGCUGCCACGUCAGGCUUCAGGCAGGAGAUAGCGGAUCCGGAGAGAGCCGGGUGAGAAUCCUGCUCGCGGGGGGGGGGGCGGGAGGGAUUACCGGGGGGGGGUUUCCUCGUGGCCCAUAGGGGGUGGGGAGCCUGGGAUGGGUGGGGGUCCCUCUGGGAAGCCCCCCCCGUUUGGGGGCGAGUGGGGCAGCCUCCGUGUCUGCAGAGGGACCCCACCCCUCCGUGGACCCCGCUUGCUGCCCCCUUCCUCGCGAGGGGGUGGACUAGAUGCCCCCUGGGGUCCCUCCCCGCUCGCAGCCUCUCCCUCCCCUCCCUGAACGAGGACCACCCCUCCCCCAGUCUCCCUGCGCUUGGGGGUCCCUUUUCUUUGCUGCCCCCUCCGUCUUCUCCCAACACGUGUUUCCCCCUCUCCUUCCUUCCUGAAAAGCCAGCCCUGGGGCGGAAAAGGCAGCCGCCCCCUCCCUGGGGGGCAGGAAAGAGGGGCUGGGCUGAGGGUCCCAAGCCAGGGCAUGGCUGCGGGACAAGCAUCCUUCGCAGGCUCUCCUGCGCCUGGGUCUGAUCCUGCAAAGCAUCUUGAAAAGAUCUGGGUUUUUGACAUGGGGGGCGGAGAGAUGCGAGUAGACCGGCUGCUUGAGCCCCCCCCCCCCCCGUGUGGGUCAGUGUCUUCCUUAAAACAAGCUGCCCAAACAGAAAGUCUAGUUGCCCUUUUGGGGGCAAGGCGGCUCUAAACUCUUGUUUUUCAAAUGACGAACUGUGAUUGAAUCUCAGUUAAAUAUCUGGCUAGUUUAGACGACAACCUGAAGAUCUUUGAGAACUUAGAGGAGGAAAGUCUCUCAAUCCAGGGACAGUCAAUUUUGUCCUCUUUUUCUGAAUGGUUACACAAAUCGUUCACAACAUAGGAAUAUUAUUCCCAGCAAUGAGUGGGGGGGGGGGGAGGAGGAUGGUAAGAGAAGACGAGCGACAACAAUUAGCUAUGACGUCCUUCGCUCCUCCCACUCGGGCUGCACAGAAAAAGCCAUUUGGUUCCAGAAAUCCAUUCCGAUUGUGCAGAUAAAGUAUAAUGGAUAGAAUUCUACAGGAUGAGGUCUGAGUGGGUGAAAACAGACCAGAUCCAAGAAUCCCCAAAUGCUGGAUAUGUUAGGUAGCAUCCUGGCACCCAGGCAUCUUCAGAGGGUUGCCGGCGGUCGAAAGCCAGGGGCAAAAUGCGCCUGGCACCUGGCUAAUUUCGAAGGCUGGUGUGGUUGUGCAGCCCUUGACCUUCCUUCUCCCCACAGAUCCGGCGCCAUGGCUGCUAGCAGGUUGUUCGCGAGCCCCCAGCCCCCAGACGUUGCCACCGCCGUGGUGCUCUGCUUGGCGCUGCUGUGGGGCGCCUCCGCGCAGCACGAGGGCUUUCACGGCCAAGCUCACGAGGACUUCCACCACGGCCACAGCCACGCUCACGGCCAUGGCCACACGCACGAGGAUAUCUGGCAUGGCCACGCACAUGACGACGGCCACACGCACGAGGAUAUCUGGCACGGCCACGAUGAUGGCCACGGGCACACGCACAAGGGUAUCUGGCACGGCCACGCUCACGAGGACCACCACGGACACAGCCACUCGCACGGGGGCCACUCGCAUGAAGGCUUGCACCAUGGGCACUCGCACGAGGAUUUUCACCACGGACACAGCCAUGGGCAUGAGGGCCACCACCAUGGUCAUGGCCAUUUCCACGACGGUCCUCUCCACCACAGCAACUCGCACGAGUCUCCUGCUGACGGCCCCAGCAGGGCCCAAUCCUCCCCUGGGAACGAGAAACCUCUGCCGAGGAGGGAGAAGUUGGAGCCGCUGCAGUUGUGGACUUACGUGAGUGGUUUCCAGCCAUAGGGGACAAAGGGUCUUCCUGGAUCCCUUUCCCCGGGCUCUGGGUGGGACGGGGGUCUUUUGCUCUUUCUGGGGGCGGGAGAGGCUGGCAGCACUUUCCUCUCCGUGUUGCCUUGGAAGCAAGUUCCACAUAUCCAGUGGGGUUUCUUUCCUCAUAAGUGCCUUUAGCAAGGCGGCCGUACAGAGAGCCACCAUCGUGUUGAUGGUGAAUUCCAUACCAUCCCUUUUGCCCAUUUUUUAUUAUCCAACAUUAUCUCCCGGUCUGCCCCAUAGAGGACCUUAAGGUCCAUAAAUAACAACACCCUAGUGGUCCCGGGACCUAAGGAAGUCAGACUAGCCUCAAGCAGAGCCAGGGCCUUCUCAACACGGGCUCCAACACUGGUGGAACGCUCUGUCUCAUGAGACCAGGGCCCUGUGGGAUCUGAUUUCUUUCCGCAGGGCCUGUAAGACAGUUGUUCUGCCUGGCCUUUGGCUUGGAGCCAAUUUGAUUCCCUCCCUCUCUUUCUUUUUUCCUUUCUUCUUCUGUGAUGGAACUCUUAUUUGGGGACUUCCCUGGCUUUCUUCUGGCCCACGUAGGACCAGUCUGGAUAGUCAGCCUUGGUGAAGACCUGAUGUUUUCAUCCCAAAAAAAUUUCCACUGAAAUGAGGUUGCAUUUUAAUGUUUUAGUGUUGUAUUUUAAUCUUGUUUUUUAAGUUGUAUUUCAAUCAUUUGUUUUUAUAUUGGGUGUUAGCCGCCCUGAGCCCGGUCUUGGCUGGGGAGGGCGGGGUAUAAAUAAAAUUUAAUAUCAUUAUUAUCUGUUUUCAGUCUGCAAAAGAGGGGCCCCCGCAUUGCAGCGGCCUGGGCUGGAUGGCUCAGGAACUCUCUCUGGGGUUGGGCCAAGGGGCCCCUGCUGGCUGUGGGGUGACCCUCUCUUUCUCUCCCCCCACCCGUAGGCCAUUGGCGCCACUCUCCUCAUCAGCGCUGCCCCGUACUUCAUCCUCUUCCUCAUCCCAGUGGAGUCCAACACCUCCCAGCACCAAGCCCUCCUCAAACUGCUGCUCAGCUUCGCCUCGGGGGGGCUUCUGGGAGACGCCUUCCUGCACCUCAUCCCUCACGCGCUGGGUGAGUUGAAGGGCAGCCCCCUGGUCCUGCCCCCUCCGCCCUGCCUCUCCUUUGGGCUGGAUAGCCUCUUCCCUCCCCUCCUCUCAUCCGAGUGAGCUGCGAUUCCGGGGGGUUGGACUACAUGGCCCUCAGAGGUCCCUUUUACUCACCUGUUCCUUCUCCCUUCCAGAGCCGCACUCCCACCAUGGGGAAGGCGCAGGACACAGCCACGUGAAGCCGGAAUCCCACGGGCAUUCUCACCAGGGUAAGAACUGGGCGCUGGGGGGGGGGAGCUUUUUGCACUACAAUUCCCAGCAGCCCUAGGGAGCCCAAAGCAGCGGCAAUGGAUGAUGGGUGUUGUAGCCCAAUGACAUCUGGGGAGCUCAGGUGGAGAAAGGCUGAGUCAUUGCAGGAGAGAGCAAACAUUUAUUCAUUUAUGAUACGAUAAAAUAAUCUUUAUUGUCAUUGUCCCAUACAGAACAACGAAAUUGAAAAAAAUCUACAUCAGACAUUCAAAAACUGACAAGCCUGCUAUCCCAGCCUGGUUAGCCCCCUAAAAACUCUGAUACCCCAUAGUUAAAUACAAUAUAUUCCCAUAGAGACUACCUUACGCUACCAAAAUUGCAUUUGGAUAGAAACUGUUUCUCCUAGUCCUAGUCUUUAUAACCCUUUACCUUCUUCCAGAAGGCAGAAGCUGAAAAAGAUCAUUUCCGGGGUGUGCACUAUCUUGCGCUAUCUCUGCAGGUAGUUUAGUAGUUUACCUGGACAAUUUGCACUCCACUCUUGGUUGAAAACGUGCCACCUGAGCUCAAUUGAAACAAGGCAGUCUUACAAUUUAAAGGAUGGAUGGUGGUCAAUAGAUUGAGGUUGAAUGCUGACAAGACAGAUGUACUGUUCUUGGGGGACAGGGCAGGUGGGGGUGGAGGACUCCCUGGUCCUGAAUGGGGUAUCUGUGCCCCUGAAGGACCAGGUGCGCAGCCUGGGAGUCAUUUUGGACUCACAGCUGUCCAUGGAGGCGCAGGUCAAUUCUGUGUCCAGGGCAGCUGUUUACCAGCUCCAUCUGGUGCGCAGGCUGAGAUCCUAUCUGCCCACAGACUGUCUUGCCAGAGUGGUGCAUGCUCUGGUUAUCUCCCGCUUGGACUACUGCAAUGUGCUCUAUGUGGGGCUACCUUUGAAGGUGACCCAGAAACUACAACUAAUCCAGAAUGCAGCAGCUGGACAGGUGACUGGGAGCAGCCUCUGAGACCACAUAACACUGGUCUUGAAAAACCUACAUUGGCUCCGAGUAGGUUUCCAAGCACAAUUCAAAGUGUUGGUGCUGACCUUUCAAGCCCUAAACAGCCAGUAUAUCUGAAGGAGCGUCUCCACCCUCAUGCUUCAGCCCUGACGCUGAGGUCCAGCGCCGAGGGCCUUCUGGCAGUUCCCUCCCUGCGAGAAGCAAGGUUACAGGGAAGCAAGCAGAGGGCCUUCUCGGUGGUGGCGCCUGCCCUGUGGAACGCCCUCCCAGUAGAUAUCCAUGAAAUCAACUUUCCUUUUCAACUGUAUUUUUAUUGCUGUGUAUCAGUAACAACAAUCAUUAAAUAAUUAUUUCUACCCCACCCACCUGGCCUGGUUUCCCCAGCCACUCUGGGCAGCUUCCAGUACAUAUAAGAACAUAAACAUAAGAAACAUUAAAAACCUCCCUAUCCAGGGCUGCCUUCGGAUGUCUUCCAAAGGUUGUGAAGUUAUUUACACCUUUCAACAUAAGAUGUAAUAAAAACUGGAGAAGAGAGAUCAGAAACAAACCAAGAGAAAAGGGAAAAAAUACUUUUCAAAGAAGUUUGAAGGCAGCACUAUUUAUGGAGGUUUUUAAGGUUUGAGCUUUCAUGGUGUUUUUAUAAAAAUUUUGCUGUAAGCUGCCCAGAGCGGCUGGGGCAGCCCAUUCAGAUGGGUGGGAUAUAAGUAAUACAAUUAUUGUCAUUAUUAUUAAAAUGGAAACCACCAGGGGCAAGGGCCUGAUCCUUCUGCAGUCUCUUCUUUCUCAUCAUCCUCUGCUCAUCUCCCCCACCCCCGGCCUCCUUCCAGGUUCUGAGCACCAGCACAUGAUGUCAGUGGGCCUCUGGGUCCUGGGGGGUAUCGUGGCCUUCCUGGUGGUGGAGAAGUUCGUCCGGCACGUCAAAGGAGGCCACGGACACCACGGACACAGCCACGGUGGGUGCGGCCAAAGCCCCGCGGCCAAAUCUGCCCCCUGCUCAAGUUCCUCGUUUAUUCGGUUCUUCGUUCAAUUUAUACACAGCCCUUUGGCCAAAGAUCUCGGGGCGGCGGGCAAGAUAAACUUGCAAAAGGAUGAAGGAAUUUGGGGAAAUGAUCUACAACGAGCUAAAAAAAACCCGUUUUAAUUAACCUUUCCCCAAAAACCGGCAGCCUUUCUCCUGGGGAUUAUGGGCGUGGAGAUACCGAAAGAUUUAAGGAGAUUAUUUAUGUAUGGCAGCGAGAAUUGUUGUUAGCCCAUUGUUGGAAAGGAGAGAAGAUACUGACAAAAUUGGAAGGGCAGACGAAACUGUUAGAAUAUGCCGAGAUGGAACCAUGUACAGUAGAUCAAAAAUUCUACAGAGAAUGGGACAAUUAUAUCUAAAAGAUCACUGUAAAUAUCUAAAAGAUCAUGGUAAACAUGUAAAAUCGUUGGCAGGCUUUGAAUGAUUCCUGCAACAUGUCCUAAUCCUUGGAUGCGUUGGAUAAUUGUAAAAUAGAUUAUGUUUAAUAUGCAGUCGGUAUAGAAACAGGUUGAGGAGGAGGGAAGUUUCAAUAUGGGAACAAUUUACCGUAUUUCCAGCUUUUCUGUUCUACUUUGUUUAUCUACGUUAUCAACGGAGAGUUGCAGCUGUGAUUCAUUGCAUGAAAUUAAUAAAGAUUAAUUGAGGUGGGGGGAGAUAAACUUGUUGCCGUGGCUUUAUCUGUUGGGGGGGCAGGGAGUGUCUUCCUGCCCCCCCUAAAACUUUCCUUUCUUACUCCCCAGUUGCCAAAGCCAAAAGCAGCGACGACGAGGCAGAGAAAGAGCCUUUGCGGGGAAAGACGUCGGAGAAAACCACAGCCCCCUCCCAGGGGAAGCAGAAGCCCCCCGACUCUGGUGAGGUGGUGCAUUUGGGCGAGCCCUGGAUUUUUUUGGGGGGGUGCGAUUGGGAUUUUCUAAAAUGUGGGAUCCAGGGACACAGCCCCCCACUCACUUUCUCUUCUCCCCAGCCAUGCGUGUGUCUGGCUACCUGAACCUGGCUGCUGACUUUGCCCACAACUUCACGGACGGGCUGGCGCUGGGGGCGUCCUUCCUGGCGGGGGGCACGGUCGGGGCCGUCACCACCCUGACGGUCCUGCUCCACGAGGUGCCCCACGAGGUGGGCGACUUCGCAAUCCUCGUCCAGUCCGGCUGCAGCAAGAAGAAGGUAAUGGAUCUCCCUGGCAGGGACGGGUCAAAAUACAAUAAUAAUAAUAAUAAUAAUAGUAAUUUAUUUAUUUAUACCCCGCCCACCUGGCUGCGCUUCCCCAGCCACUCUGGGUGACUUCCAACAAAAUAUUAAAAUACAAACAUUAAAAGCCUCCCUAAACAGGGCUGCCUUCAGAUGUCUUCUAAAAGUCUGGUAGUUGUUGUUCUCUUUGACAUCCGGUGGGAGGGCGUUCCACAGGGCAGGCGUCACUACCAAGAAGGUCCUCUGCCUGGUUCCCUGUAACUUGGCUUCUCGCAGUGAGGGAACCGCCAGAAAUCCCUCAGCGCUGGGCAGAUGGAGCUGGUAUGCAAGCUGAGACCCUAUGGAGCUGGUAGACAGCUGCCUUGGACACAGAAUUGACCUGCGCCUCCAUGGACAGCUGUGAGUCCAAAAUGAUCACUCCCAGUCACCAGUCCAGCUGCCGCAUUCUGGAUUAGUUGUAGUUUCCGGGUCACCUUCAAAGGUAGCCCCACGGAGAGCGCAUUGCAGUAGUCCAAGCGGGAGAUAACCAGAGCAUGCACCACUCUGGCCAGACAGUCUGCGGGCAGGUAGGGUCUCAUCCUGCGUACCAGAUGGAUCUGGGAGACAGCUGCCUUGGACACAGAAUUGACCUGCGCCUCCAUGGACAGCUGUGAGUCCAGAAUGACUCCCAGGCUGCGCACCUGGUCCUUCAGGGGCACAGUGACCCCAUUCAGGACCAGAGAGCUCCCCACACCCGCCCGCCCCCUGUCCCCCCAAAAACAGUCCUUCUGUCUUGUCAGGAUUCAACCUCAAUCUGUUAGCCGCCAUCCAUCCUCCAACCGCCUCCAGGCGCUCACACAGGACCUUCACCGCCUUCACUGGUUCUGAUUUGAAAGAGAGGUAGAGAGGUUGAGCCUCCUUAGAGAGGGGCAGUCUACCUCUGAGCACGGGGAGCUGGGCAAGAGGAGCCUUGGGUGAGACUGUCCUCCUUUUCUCCCCUCUGCCAGGCGAUGAAGCUUCAGCUGGUGACGGCGCUGGGCGCCCUGGCGGGCACGGUCUGCUCGCUGCUGGCGGAAGGCGUGGGCGAGGCAGCCACGGCCUGGAUCCUGCCCUUCACGGCCGGCGGCUUCAUCUACGUGGCCACCGUCUCGGUCAUCCCCGAGCUGCUGCAGGACUCGGGGCCGGUGCAGUCGCUGCUGGAGGUGCUGGGACUGGUCGGCGGAGUUGCCAUGAUGGUCUUCAUCGCCCAGUACGAGUAGAGCGGAGGGGGGAGGACGGGGAGGGGGCCAGGCGCCCGUUUGGGGCAGCGGAGGCGGGACCAAGGAGAAACGGACAGCCCGGCCCCCCACUCCCUCUCCAGCUCCAUCUGGGGUCCAGACAUUUCAGCCGCUGCAGCGCACCUCCCAUCCUCCAGGAGGCGCUGUGUUGGUGCUGCAGGAAGAGGAAGUGGAGAAAACGACCAGUCUGGGACCAGCUCUUCUGCUCCAGUUGGAGAUAGCAAAAUGCCCUUUUCUAUAGGGCACAGGGUGGGGGGUAGGAAGAGAAUUUUAGGGUUCUCGUGUGUGUGUGUGUUUGCGUGUCCGUCCUCUUGGCCCCGAAUUGUUGGGGUUGGGGGCUCGGAAGCAAGGACCAGGAACUUGGAGGACCAGGGUGUGGGAUAUGGGGGAGCCAUGAUUUGGGGAGGUUGGGGGUCAGGAGAAAUCAUGCUUUUUUUGCCGGAGGAGCAUAGUUGCUGGCAGCCAAUAAUGGAAUAAUUCGGCGCAGCUCUGAAGGGGGGAGCUGAGGGCGUCACAGUGGGGACCCCCCUGCCCCCCAAAAGGGAACCAAACUGCGCCCCAUAGGAGAAUUUUCCAAGGGGAUCUUUAGAAAAGCGUUUCUGCUACUGUAAAAUACGACUCCUGGAAGUCUGUUCUCGCGGCCGAAGCCGGGGCAGAAAUCCUGAUUUAUACUCCGAGGAAAAGGUGUGGGGGUUUAGGAACGGACUUUCCGUGUACACGUCAUAUAUAUAUAUAUAUUUCUUUUCUCUCUUUUUUUUGCAAUUUCUUUUGUAGGGUGGAGGGGUCUUACUUUGGGGCGACGGUUGUACCAGGGAGAAAUGUGUAAAGGACAGGAAUAGUGGCGCCUGCAAUUAAAACUUACUUCUGCCCUGGGAAAAAAGGGAAAAGGC
Messenger RNA from Podarcis lilfordi (Lilford's wall lizard), 8679 nucleotides. The record is from the annotation of a GenBank genome assembly. Lineage: Eukaryota; Metazoa; Chordata; Lepidosauria; Squamata; Lacertidae.